AUGCCCGUCUUCGACGCCAGGGACAUCAUCUCCUGGGCGCCCGGCGACAACUCCACAGACACCGUCAUCGGGGACAUCCACUUCAACCUGACCGCCCUAGAGCACUGGAACUUCACCCUCUAUUCCAACGGCACCCUGUCCAAUGGCUCCCGCUGCUUGCUCACCUUCGGCGACUACACCCCCAAGUAUGUCUUUCCCAACGGCACGUUCCUCAACACCACCUCGUGCUACUCGCCCAUCAUGCCCAUAUCCGCCAGGGGCUACAUUAGCAUUGGUCUUUCCGUCGUCUACGGCCUCGCCUUGAUGUUCACCUUCAUCUGCCUAAAGAAGCACGGCAGCAUGUACCUGCCCACCGAGAAGCGCUUCAGGCCCGUCGGCAGGAGGUGGCAGUGGUACUGGAUGAUCGCAAUGUGUGCCACCGGCUUCAUUAGCCUCGUCACAAACAUCGACGUAGACCGCUACUACCUCCCCGAGAUACCCAUCGUCCUCACCUCCUUUUUCUGGUUCCUCAUGAACCUGUGUACAAUGGCUGCCGUGUGGGAGGCCGUCCGGCACUGGGGCAGCUGGCAGGAGAGGCAGUAUAUCGACCCGGACCCCUUCCGCCUAAAGAUGGACGACAAGAGGGCAAAGUUCGAGUUCUGGGUGCCCCUCUUCUUCUACCUCUGGUGGUGGCUCGAUUUCUUCAUGGGUAUCCCUCGCAACUGGGGCAGCCUGGAACUGCAGCGCUCGGCCGAGCAGACCCGGCUCAGGGCCGCCCCCGGAGCAACGGACAACAGGCUCAAGGCCGCUGCCUUCCUGCUGCUCAUGUGCUGGCUGACUAUCGUCUACUACCUUCGUCAUUCCAUCAAGCAUUACAAGGAGCGCAACAGGGGCAUCUUCAACCGCGCCAUCGGCUUCGUCAGGUUCACCCCUUACCGCUUCAUGCUCAUUCUUCCCCUCGCCCUGUCCGUCGUCGCCUACCAGGCACUUAGCGCGUGGGAGUUCCAGUACUCGGUCAUGGACAUCACAGGGGACAAUGUCGCUACCUUUGUCGGUGGAUACGUCCCGGCUCUGUUGAUUCUGUUCGUACAAAUCGUUGCUGGCUUCCUCAACCCCAACGAGGACCGAGAACUCAUCCGCCAGCGCCGAAUCCGCGGUGCCCAGGCAGACCACGAGCUGGGCGUCGUCCGGAAGCCUGCUUGGUGGAGGCGGGUCAACGGUCAAGUGCGCGACGGCGAGACCAUGCGCGAGCGUAUUGCACGGAAUGUGCGCGAGGUCGGCGGAGGCCGAGCCACGGCCAAGAAUAUCGAUGAGAUGCAUGAGGUUCGCACGAGGGAGGCAGAAUCCGCCAAUGCUCCGACAGAUAUCGAGGCAGGCCAAGUCCGCCGGACAACCUCUAACGCCGGCGGUGUUGGUGCAGCACGACCGACGCCAGGCGUCACCACCUACUCCGGCAACAAUGAUCGGCGCCGAUCAGAACAGGCCAUGCAGGCCGUUGCGGGCCUGCUCUUCCCCAACACCGGUAACGCGCAGGCCUUCGCUGACCGCGUGAGCUACCUCUCCACCGACGGACCACCUCCGCCAUACCCGGAUCCACCACAACAGCAGCAGGAACGGGGUCGCCAGCGCAGUGACGAAUCAGUUGUGAAUGGGACCCCAGCUGCAAGGCCUGCUACUGGCGCAAGGAGCACCAGCGCCAACACAAGUAAUUCCCUCGCGUCGCCACCGCAGCAGAUCAAGAGCAUGUUGGAUGUAUAG
This is a messenger RNA of Diaporthe citri, 1737 nucleotides long. RefSeq lists its product as uncharacterized. Lineage: Eukaryota; Fungi; Ascomycota; Sordariomycetes; Diaporthales; Diaporthaceae. The record is from RefSeq and is a predicted model, not a curated record. The coding region runs from base 1 to 1737 and encodes 578 amino acids. The transcript has a single exon.